AUGGCGGAGAGGUUUCAGCCAUCACAGGAACUUGAAGCGAAGCAAUUAUUGCAUGAUUUACUGACAGAUAAUGCCAACAUGAGUGAAUUCUAUAUGCAUGAUUGCGAUGACGUACGGAGAAUAUAUCAGAUUCUCAAGGACUUCUCCUACGUUUCUACCCCAGGACGUUAUAUUGCCGACGGCGCACCAGGCCUUGCAAAGCUUAUUCCCGACCAACUGAAAUGGUGGCGUCGAUCUCUCCAGCCGAUGCUAGCUCGGCAAAAGACCAUUUGGAUGAGUUUCUGGUCUCGCUUACAAAAACAGCUAGAAACGGGGGAUGCGCCCCAGUGUUUUGUCAAGCAAUUCAUCCAGUCAGAAUAUCAUAAUCUAGGAUUUACAGAUGUCCAAGCGGCAUUUUUGGCAGGGUCGCUAAUAGAAGCCGGCGCGGAAUCCACUUCGGCAGCAAUGAAUAGUUGCAUUCUUUAUCUCUCAGGAUAUCCUGAGGUUCAGCAACGUGCGCACGAGGAACUUGAUUCAGUGGUGGGCAGUUCUCGCUCUCCCAGGUUCAGUGACAUGGAACAGCUCCCCUACGUACGAGCUAUCGUCAAGGAGAUUCUCCGUAUCCGCCCUCUCGCCAGCAUGGGUAUACCGCAUUAUGCGACGGCUGAUGUCACUUAUAAGGGAUUUACGAUUCCCAAGGGUAGCGUUAUCGCUAUACAGCAAUAUGCUAUCCAUCAAGAUCCAUCCAUGUUUCCGGAGCCAGAAAAAUUCAUGCCGGAACGAUACCUUGGCCAUCCUUACAGAUCUGGUUUUUAUGCAGCCUCGGCAAAUCCACGUGAGCGUGACCACUGGAACUUUGGGGCCGGCCGGCGUAUUUGUCCCGGUAUGUAUCUUGCUGAAAAUAGUCUUUUCAUCACGAUUGCCAAGAUAUUAUGGGCAUUUCAGGUGAUGGCACCUGAGAAGGUGGACUUGUCAGAUGAUGCGUAUGAGCCUGGCUCGAUCACCGUUCCAAAGCCUUUCUUCGCGCAAUUUAUCCCACGCAGCGCAGCCAUUGAAAGAGUUUUGGAGAUGGAAUGGCACAACGCAGAGCUUGAAAUGCAUACAUCCUGA
This is a messenger RNA of Penicillium macrosclerotiorum, 1089 nucleotides long. RefSeq lists its product as uncharacterized. NCBI's taxonomy places the organism in Eukaryota, Fungi, Ascomycota, Eurotiomycetes, Eurotiales, Aspergillaceae. The transcript has 3 exons. The coding region runs from base 1 to 1089 and encodes 362 amino acids. Gene Ontology annotation, molecular function: iron ion binding; heme binding; oxidoreductase activity, acting on paired donors, with incorporation or reduction of molecular oxygen. The record is from RefSeq and is a predicted model, not a curated record.